AUGGACGAAAGGCUUCCCAUGGACAUCACCGUCGAGAAUGCCAGAAGAGUGAAGAACUGGCUGGGUAGCCUUCCGGUCAGCCCCGUCACCACCAGCUAUGGAUCGUCCACCUCCUCGGACUUUGCUAAGGCAGACCUCAUGGACCUCUGUCAACACCCAGAUUGUGCCUUCCAGGUUCGACUGAUAUCAGUUCAUGACCAUAAACACCACGACGAGCUGCCACUAGACCAGUUAUACCCGACACACUGCGAUGAACUGAGUGGCAGUACGGGCACAGAAACCACCUUCUGGACAGCGCAAUCCCACCAAGAAGCAUCGGAUGAUGGUUACACUGAAGUAGAGGAACCAGGGCAACCAGGAGAACCAAAAAUAAUAGAGAACCUAGAAGAAAUUGAGAGUCUGGAAGAACUAGAGAGGUUGGAAGAGCCAGAGGAACCAGAGGAACCAAACGAACUGAACCCGGAGGAAACGGGGCUGGUGGAUAAGAAGCUGAAGAAGGCUAAACGAACGGAGAAACCACGACAGAAACCAGAGUCCCGACACACACCUUUUGAGAUAAACUUAUACCAAGCAUCCUGGUUUCACAAACUCGAUAUGUCCGAAGAUGGCUCUUCACUAGCUGAAGAAGAUCUCGACUUCCUUGCCUCAAAACCAUUCGAGGCAUCCACACGACAACAGUUACGACGUAGCGUCCGGCAGGCGUUCAAGAAAACCUCGAUACCCAUUCGCCAAAAACUAGGACAAUGGAAGAAAGCGAUAUUGAAAUGGCUAGGUGAACGGUAG
Messenger RNA from Nannizzia gypsea CBS 118893, 783 nucleotides. RefSeq lists its product as hypothetical. Bases 1 to 783 code for a protein of 260 amino acids. The record is from RefSeq and is a predicted model, not a curated record. NCBI's taxonomy places the organism in Eukaryota, Fungi, Ascomycota, Eurotiomycetes, Onygenales, Arthrodermataceae. The transcript is spliced from 3 exons.